Molecule: messenger RNA, 5262 nt
Organism: Erinaceus europaeus (western European hedgehog)
Lineage: Eukaryota; Metazoa; Chordata; Mammalia; Eulipotyphla; Erinaceidae
Gene: HS3ST3B1
Product: heparan sulfate-glucosamine 3-sulfotransferase 3B1
Exons: 2
Coding region: 519-1694 (391 amino acids)
Molecular function (GO): [heparan sulfate]-glucosamine 3-sulfotransferase activity
Source: RefSeq, a predicted model, not a curated record
UGCAGCGGCCCGUCACUCCGCAAGGCCCGGGGCCCGCCCACUCCAACCUCGCUCCUGAGCUCCUUCCUGCGCAGCCUCCGCCGGGGAAGUGCGGGGCUGUCUGCGCUCUUCAGGCUCAGCUCCAGUGGCGAGUGCGCACAGUCUACGGGGCUCAGGGCUCUGGGGUGCCGCUCCCUCUCGGCCCCCAGCGGGUCGCCUUUUAGAAAGCAGCGGCGGCGGCAGCAGCAGCAGCAGCAAGUCUCUCGGUUGUAAUUGCAACCACCCCGACUUUGCGUUCCAGUUGCAGCUCCUCUCGGGCAACAUGUCAAAAGGCGCCGCCGCUCCAGCUGCCGCCACCGCCGGCGGAAGAACAGCAGCAGCAGCAGCGGCGGCCGCGGGCGCACGGGGCCAGUAAGCGCUCCGGGCCGGGCGCCUCGCGGUCAAAGCUCGCCCCGUCGGCGAUUCCCACCCGGCCACCCGGCCACCCUCCGCCCCGCCAUGUGCUGAGCCAUGCCUCUCGCCGCGCGCGCGGGCAGCGCAUGGGGCAGCGCCUGAGCGGCCAGCGGUCCUGCCUCGAUGUCCCCGGCGGGUUCCUGCCGCAGCCGCCCCCGCCCCCGCCCCCGGUGAGGAGGAAGCUCGCCCUGCUCCUCGCCAUGCUCUGUGUCUGGCUCUACAUGUUCUUGUACUCGUGCGCCGGCUCUUGCGCCGCAGCGCCGGGGCUGCUGCUGCUGGGCUCCGGGACCCGCACCGCCCACGCCCCGCCAGCCCGGGCCCCGGGCCCCGACGAGACCCCCUCCAGGUGGCCGCUCCACGCGGCGCCGGCCACCCCCGUGGCUGCCGACAAGGAGGAGGCGGCCGAGCGCGCCGCCAGCCUGGAGGAACCAAGUCCCGAGGCGCCGGACGUCCCCAGCCCCAUCUCCAGCUUCGUCAGCGGGUCUGGCAGUAAGCAGCUGCCGCAGGCCAUCAUCAUCGGGGUGAAGAAGGGCGGCACGCGGGCCCUGCUCGAGUUCCUGCGGGUGCACCCCGACGUGCGCGCCGUGGGCGCCGAGCCCCACUUCUUCGACCGCAGCUACGACAAGGGACUCGCCUGGUACCGGGAGCUGAUGCCCAGGACCCUGGAGGGGCAGAUCACCAUGGAGAAGACGCCCAGUUACUUUGUCACCCGGGAGGCACCUGCCCGCAUCUCGGCCAUGUCCAAGGACACCAAGCUCAUCGUGGUGGUGCGCGACCCGGUGACCAGGGCCAUCUCGGACUACACGCAGACGCUCUCCAAGCGGCCCGACAUCCCCACCUUUGAGAGCUUGACGUUCAAAAACAGAACUACGGGCCUCAUCGACACGUCGUGGAGCGCCAUCCAGAUCGGCAUCUACGCCAAGCACCUGGAGCAUUGGCUGCGCCACUUCCCGCUCGGCCAGAUGCUUUUCGUGAGCGGCGAGCGGCUCAUCAGCGACCCGGCCGGCGAGCUGGGCCGCGUGCAGGACUUCCUGGGCCUCAAGAGGAUCAUCACCGACAAGCACUUCUACUUCAACAAGACCAAGGGCUUCCCCUGCCUGAAGAAGGCCGAGGGCAGCAGCAAACCCCACUGCCUGGGCAAGACCAAGGGCAGGACCCACCCCGAGAUCGACCGAGAGGUGGUGCAGAGACUGCGCGACUUCUACCGGCCUUUCAACUUGAAGUUCUACCAGAUGACCGGGCAUGACUUUGGCUGGGACUGAACUCACGAAGGGGGAGGGGGAGGGGGGGAGCGACUGUGUUUAUCUAUGGAGAGAGAUUAUAUGUAUGUAAAAUGUACAGAAAUCUAUUUUAUAAUAAUUUAUUUUUUAAUUCAUAAGCAAUUAAUUCACUAAGCUGCCUAGCCACACUCUUUAAAAAGAGAGUUAGCUUCGUAAUCUGUUAACAUUCCAAAGUGUUCCACUCUAAUAUUUUGGUCUUUCUUUUUUUUUUUCAUCAUAGUUGAUGGUGCUUCCAUAUGCUAUUUUUUUUUCUCGACACCCAUUAUAUUUGAAAAGAAGAAAAGCACAAAACUUGAGAUUUUUGUUGUUACGGGUAUUCAACCUUGACAUUGCCCUCUGAGUCUCUUUCUGUCUUGGGUCUGCCACAGCAAACUGUAAUCUGAGGGGUGGGCCUCAUGUAGCAGCCUCCUUGUUGAUGUGAUGCCAUUUUCAAGGGUUUCGACACAAAAUCAAAGCAAAAAUUUCCCCCUAAGUCCACUCUGUACCAGGUGGAAUCAUGACCUUUGCAGGAACUUUUACAUCUAGUUAGAGUUUGUAUACCAGGCUCCCCUUACUCCCUUAAUUUUUUUAUCUUUAUUUAUUUAUUGGAUUGAGACAGCCAGAAAGUGAGAAUAAGGGGGAGAUAAAAAUGGAGAGACACAUGUAGGAUUGCUUCACCACUUGUGAAGAUUUCCCUUUGUAGAUGGGGACUGGGACCUCAAACCUGGGUCCUUGGAGCCUCAAACUGGGUCCUUGUGCAUUGUAAUAUGUACAUUCAACCAGGUGAGCCACUUCCUGGUCCUCUUUUUUUAAAAAAAUUUUUAAAGAUAACCCUACAUCCUUUUCUGCCCCAGGCCCCAGUUCUUGAACCAACUUAAAGUGUAUGAAAAUGUGAGGCCCCUCUUUCCCAGGUCACAUGUGUGAGAGGCUUGGAUGCUGCUUUAGAAAUAAAAGACUAAUGGGGUCGGACAGUAGCGCAGCGGGUUAAGCGCGUGUGGCGUGAAGCGCAAGGACCGGCCUAAGGAUCCUGGUUUGAGCCCCCGGUUCUCCACCUGCAGGGGUGUGUCUUCAUAGUCGGUGAAGCAGGCCAGGCCUGCAGGUGUCUAUCUUUCUCUCCUCCUCUCUGUCUCCCCUCCUCUCUCCCAUUUCUAUCUAACAAUGUUGACAUCAAUAACAACAACAAUAAAACAACAAGGGCAACAAAAGGGAAUAAGUAAAUAAAUAAAUAUUUUAAAAAAGAAAUAAAGACUAAUCUAUCUCUUGUAAUUCACAUGCUCUGUCUUCCAGUCGGACACUUCUGUGUUGACACACCAAAGAAUUCCCUAGGUUGCACAAACUGAGAAUGCCUGGCUUUAAAAGGUCCAAAAAAGCUCUGAUCCCAUACCCUCAACACCUGCCAAGGUCCUGUUGUUAGGUGCAGAACCAACCCAUGUCCAGCACACCCCAGUUGGUAGGGUAACAGACUUUAUGGGGGUAAAAAAAUUUUUUUUUCCAAAAGGAUAGACGGCCUGGCAGAAGAAGGGAACUUCUGACCCACUCACCACCUCUCCUGAUAAUCUGGAAUGCUUCUUGACAUUCUGAGCUCAUCUCAGAUUGAAAACAUGGCCUGCAAGCCAACAGCCAAUGAGAACCAGGAGUAUAAAGACAGACACUAGGAAAUCUGACCCCAGGUUGACUGUAAGCACUUGAGGCUUAUGCUUAUGGAACUGUCCCUAGUUUUAGCUUGUUUACAUCCUGGCAGAAGGCUUGUCAGCAUUAUUGCUACUCAUGCAGAAAGCUCUCCCCUUCUGUUGAAUGAGCUCUUAGAGACCAUUUAUCAUGGCUAGCUAGUAACAGCUGGGUCUCUGUCUAGCAAUAUCCCAUAAUGAGAGACUCUCUUUUUCUUCAAGUCUCUAAGCCAGAAUGACUCUGCCAUAAAAUAAUUGGUAUUUGAGUUAUACUCUCAAGUAAUAUGUGAGAAGAAAGAUAAACAUUUCAUCAAAAAUGGUUGGGCUGUUAUGUUUACCAGGUAGACUUUCAUCCUGUGUUCUGUGGAGUCGCUCGCUUACCCGAUGGCCUAAGGAUGCCUGAGAAAAUGGUCAGAGACCAUUUUUGAAGGAUUGAUCUUUGAAGGAUUUCCAGCGGAUCCUCUGGUGUGUAUUUGCUUCCAAGUGUUAGCUGAGAUCUAGCUAGCUCACACUUCAUAGCAAAACUCUCCUUGUGUAGGUUCUGUGUAGGAUUGGGGUGUGUGUGUGUGUGUGGGGGGGGGUGGAAUGGACUCCUUGCAUUGCUCAGAUUUUCAUUCAAUUCACAGCUCUCUUACUGACUCGAACCAGGAGUGAUGAACUUGCUCUUUGUACGGGCUUUCCCUUUCUGCUGCUCAGAUGUUAAUGACACCUCCAUCAGGGUGCAAACUAGUUGUCCACCUCUGCAGUUAGAAGGCUCAUUUGAAGUGAAGCUGAGGACACAGCUCCUCCUUGUUACAACAUAUCACUCCAAGUAUGAUUCAAACUCCCGUCCCCACCUGAAUCUACCCUUUCUUCUUUCUGCCUACUCACCCGCUCUGACGCAGCACAUGACACAGUGGCAGCAAAACUCACAGAUGACUAUGGGGGCUGGGGACAGUGUGGUAAUGAGAUGGGCAUGAAUUGUCUUUUAUCCCUUUAGGUUCAUGCUGUCUUUCUAAGCUGGCUUUUUUUUUUUUUAAUUAUUUAUUCUUGCCUUAACAAAAGCUGAAACAGGAAAUAUUCAGAGACAAGAAGGGUCAUUUAGUCAUGAACACUGAAAUGGAUCAAGAUCCUGUCCUGGGUCAAAUCUCGGGAUCCAAACAGAUGUCAAUAAUUAGCACUGAACAAGAGCAAGAUUUUUUUUUUUUAAGUAAUACAAAUAAAUCAAACUUCCUGUGCAUUUCGAUUCCGAAAGGCCUGGCAGCUUAUAGUUCACCACUGAUCCACACUGAUCCAUAGCCGUUAUGUGACGGUUCUUAACUGAACAUGGGUCCAUGAUCUUCCUCCUCGUGUAGCCAGGCAAUGAGUCAAAUUAAGCCUUGGAAUCUAUAAGGCCACCUAUGUCACUUUUAUAGCUGCUAGAAGACAAACACCAUUUCAUGUUUUGGCAAUUUGUCCUAGCACAUGUCUUGGGUUUCUUCCAGUUUACAGGAAAAAUGCUCUCUGAUAGUCCUUGGAAUGCUAUAUUGCACAUCUUUUUGGUUCGCUCUUAAGAGUGAACAAAAAGUCAAUAAACUAUCAGAGGCUUUUAUUAUCCUUAUCUUUCCCAUGAUUGCUUCGAUGUGUUUACAGAGUGUGCCGUUCACUCGAUAGUUGGUUCUGGGAAAGGCAUUUAGGUAUAGUGACUGCAUAAUAAAUAAUAGGAUGGCGAGAAAGAGAGAUUAUCUUCAUCAAGGGGGUUCUUUUUGGGAGCCAUUUUGAGUGAGAGAAGCUUUGGAGAAACACAGUUGUAGAUCCUGCCAGAAUAUUCCCCUAAGGAAAACGGGAGGUUCUGAUAAGCCGAAAAUGUCUAGUAUGUACUAAAAUGCUGACACAGAAGUGAUUGUCUUUUCUUUUUUCUUUUCAGUUUAUCUACAAGGAUGGUC